AUGUCAGUCAAGGACGUAAUCAUCCUUGACCUUCCUGCAGACUUUGAGUCAAUGACUCAGUGGAAUGGCCGGGCAAGCCGUGAUGGGAGUGGAGGCCAUGUUAUAAUAUACGCACCUGACAAAAUACGAAUCGAAAAUAACUUUGACCUCUAUGGUGACCAAGCCAACAAGAAGAAGAUGUCAAAGAACACCCUUGCAGCACGAGUGGCUUACCGAGAUAAAUGUGCACCGGGAUUUGUGGAGUAUUUCAACCGAGGUCAUCCAAAGUGCUAUCAGCAUGUGUUGUGUGGAUAUUAUGAUGAGCCCUACUAUCGACCAGAGCAAUGUUGUGAGGCUCCUGGAUGCACACCUGGGCCACCAAAUGAUUAUCAAUCAGCAACGGAUCACUAUAUGGAAAAACUUACACGACCGAGGAACGCUAAUCUUGUUUCACUGCCCCAUGAUGACCAGAACCUGGAGAAGUAUAGUCCAGGGAUGAUAAAGGUUUCCCUGAAGCUCCUAUGGAACUGGCGAGAGAGUAUCUGGUCAAUGCAUAAAGAAAUGGGGGUUCGGGAAAUGACAAACCUUGAUGGCCCCUCAGUUGUUACACCGGAUCAAUCCCUGGAACAAUUGGCAUCGGGAAUGCACCAAGGAUAUUGCAGGGAAAGAUGCGAGGUGCUUGUCGAGGCUUGGGGCCAGGAAUUUGGAUUGGACGCUCCGGAGACAGAAUUGCUGAUCGAGGUGAUCGAGGAUUCCAAUAAGAGAUGGGAGAGAGAACUGGAAAUAAGGGAGAAGGGGAAGGGAUCUCGUAAGCGUAAAGCACUGAACAGGAUGGUAGAUGACGAUAAUGGUGCACUGGGCAAAGGAGAGACAUCAUCAGCAACUAUACUUGGGAGGCCCCGACAAGUGGGGAAAAGGUCAAUCAAACUCACCAUAAAGGCUGCAAAUGCCGAUCAGGAUGUUGAAUAG
Cantharellus anzutake is the source of this 948-nucleotide messenger RNA. RefSeq lists its product as uncharacterized. The coding region runs from base 1 to 948 and encodes 315 amino acids. The record is from RefSeq and is a predicted model, not a curated record. NCBI's taxonomy places the organism in Eukaryota, Fungi, Basidiomycota, Agaricomycetes, Cantharellales, Hydnaceae. The transcript has a single exon.